AUGGCAAUGACACUGCUCGAAAAUUAUUACCUUCUAUUACAGGAAAUAAGAGGACAGCAGCCACCAAAUUUCGAUGACACAUCACGAGGAGUGCUUUUGGCACUCAUCAAAGAGCGACCGACUAUUUGGAAUUCCACAGCCAAGUUGACAAAGGAAGAUGUUCUUGCUUCAUUCGGACAGGUCGCAGGAUUUUUGUCGAAUAUGAAUCCCGAUUUCAGCAUGUGGGCAAUAAUCGAAAAAUGGUGUUGGGUUGUGGAGAGUUUCUACCGGUGCACAUUGACAACUUCACCAACCGAAUGGCGAUACAACAACGUAUUAGACUAUUUGAAGCCGUACUGUAACCCACAUUAUCCGUAUUUAGGAUGUCUACCGAAAAAGCGACGGAAUGAGCUAACGCAAUUGUACGCAGAUCCUGAAAUCAUCAAAGUGAUGGAGGCGACAGAAGAGUACAAUUUUUCUGAAGGUCUGUUCCGAGAUGAAAUGCACGCGUUGGCUGGUGAUGAGCAAAUCGAUUUUGGAGCGAUGUUAUCGAGGCUAACAGUAGGACAAGUGGUGAACUCAAAACGAAGAGGAAGGCCUGCAAAAGAAAAGCAAAGAUCACCAGUUGACGCAUUCAUCAAUCUAACACCACAGUCGGCUCAGUUUCAAAAACUACUGAAACAGGCGAAUGGAUCAAACUUCACCGCCCUUUCUUUCAUUGAACCAGCAGAUGACGGUGUGGAUGAAUUCAAUUUCGGUUUUACGCCGGCAAUGUACAGUGCACUUAUCGAAUUAGUUCAUGAAAUACCACAAAUUUGGGCUCCUAAAUAUGUACCUAAAGGAAGUUCGCAAACGCGGGAACAACAUUUUGAAGAUAUCGCUAGAAGAAUGGUUGUCAAAUUCAAUGGUACAGUUGAUGUGGUGACGACAGAAAAGUGGACCGGUUCAUUUAUGGAAGGAGUUUAUGCAAAGCUGCGAGAAAAGUUUGUGAAUGAAGAGAAAAGCAAGACACCGUCCACAUGGAGAUACUAUGAGGCUCUCAAAUUCACAUCAACCGAACAUCCAAUGCCUGCGCUCACUCUGGCGGAUGUCUUCAUCAAAAGCGAAGAUCCAUCAACCUCCUUCUCGGGGUUCCCAUCUCGUGCAACAGUGGCGUCUCCGGCUGGUUCAUCGCAAAGUGAAGAUUCUAGAAUGGCUGCGUCAUCGCCAUCGGCUGCAACACAAUUCGGAAUGUCUUCCAACGGAAACAAGUCGAUAAAAUUAGUUCUCGAGAAUCUCGUUGCCAGAAGUCUGAAGGAAGAACAAGGAGUGAAUGGUGGAGGACUUGCUGGAACGAUUCCAGUUACAGAUUACGCUGAACUCAAAAAUAUGUUAGAGCAAGGAAAGCUAAUGAACAGUGAGAAUGGGCCACCAGCGAAACGAAUGAGACCGGAAGGAAGCUCAUCACCGCCAGGAAGUUCUAGAAUGAUUGUCUACAACGACGGCAGAAAAGGCACACAACCGCCAACUGCCACGUGGGUUCCGCCAAGAGAGGACUUGUUGGCGAAACAACCAAAAGAAGAUCUCAUAGCAACACCUCCACAGAAGCGAGCACAAGCGACGGCGGUUGUUAAAAGUGGAUUCCCAUUGGAAAAGCAGUUAAGAAAAAUCUUUCAGACUGGUGUUCCGAACAUGGCUGGUAUGAUUCCAGUGACUUCUGCCUCUCUUCAACGAAACGGACUAAUCACCGGGCUCAAUGGAAUGGGACUUCAACAGAGUGCUCUCCAGCAAGCGCUUCUAAAGAAAAUGGAACCAUCGACGACGAUGGCUGCGUCUCUUCCACCGAUGCCGUCUGUUUCAUCGUCUCAACUUCUUCAAGCACAGGCAAUGAUGAAUGGAACAAGUUCAUCGACUAACGGAAACGCCACCGCCAAUGGAGAAGUCGACGACAAGUGGUCACUUUUAGGCAAACUUAUCUGCACAAUGGCUCGUGAAGUGGAAGCCCGUGAUCCGUUGUCAGGUUGUGAUCUAUUCAAAGAUCUGCAAGCGGUCAUGUACAAACACAGUGUGGAAUCUCUCCGUCCACGAGACAAUAACUCUUCUUAA
Messenger RNA from Caenorhabditis briggsae, 2064 nucleotides. Bases 1 to 2064 code for a protein of 687 amino acids. The transcript is spliced from 11 exons. The record is from RefSeq and is a predicted model, not a curated record. Lineage: Eukaryota; Metazoa; Nematoda; Chromadorea; Rhabditida; Rhabditidae.